Benincasa hispida (wax gourd) is the source of this 1107-nucleotide messenger RNA. RefSeq names its product S-adenosyl-methionine 4-1-methyl-2-pyrrolidinyl-3-oxobutanic acid methyltransferase-like. Gene Ontology annotation, molecular function: methyltransferase activity. Lineage: Eukaryota; Viridiplantae; Streptophyta; Magnoliopsida; Cucurbitales; Cucurbitaceae. The record is from RefSeq and is a predicted model, not a curated record.
AUGGAAGUAGUUCAAGUACUUCACAUGAAUGGAGGAGUUGGAGAUUUUAGCUAUUCUAACAACUCCCUACUUCAGUCGAAAGUGAUAUCGAUGAUGAGGCCGAUUGUAGAGGAGGCCAUAAACAACUUAUAUUGCUCCAGUUUUCUGACUACUUUCACCAUAGCUGAUUUGGGAUGUUCUUGUGGACCAAACACUUUGAUGGUAGUUUCUCAAGUCAUUAAAGCAGUGGAAAAUGUUCGUGGGAAGCUCAACAAGAAACCAAUUGAGCAUCAAGUACUGUUAAAUGACUUACCUGGAAAUGAUUUCAAUACCAUCUUCAAAUCAUUGCCUAAAUUCCUUGAAAAUUUGAAAUUGGAGAUUGGAGGUUAUGUUGGGCCUUGUCUCUUUAAUGGGGUGCCUGGUUCUUUUUAUGGGAGUCUUUUCCCAACAAAAAGUGUGCAUUUUAUUCAUUCUUCCUAUAGUCUUCAUUGGAUGAUGGAUGUUCCUGAAGGUUUGGAGGAGAAUAAAAGAAACAUUUACAUGGCUGAUGCAAGCCCAAAGAGUGUAUUAAAGGCCUAUUACAACCAAUUCCAAAAGGACUUUUCAUUAUUUCUCAAGUGUCGUGCAGAAGAAUUGGUGGAUGGCGGUUGUAUGAUUUUGACACUGCUGGGAAGGAGCAGCCAAAACCCAGCCAGCAAAGAGUGUUCUUACAUUUGGGAGCUUUUGGCUCUAGCGCUUAACGACCUGGUUGCCCAGGGAAUGAUAAAAAAGGAGAAAUUGGAGAGUUUCCACAUAACCAAAUAUAUGCCUUCACCAACAGAAAUAAAGAUUGAGGUUGCAAAAGAAGGAUCCUUUGUGAUUGAUAGCAUUAAAGUUUCACAAGUGGAUUGGAAUGUUUCCAAUAAUAAUCAAUUCAACAAAGGAAUAUCAGAUGUAAGUUCAAAGGGGAGUGGAUACAAUGUGGCAAAGUACAUGAGGGCAGUGAUUGAACCAAUUCUUAUUAGUCAUUUUGGAGAAGAAGUUAUGGAUGAAUUGUUCAUCAGAUACAGAGAGAUCAUUGCAGAACGUAUGGCCGAAGAGAGAACUCAAUUUUUCAAUGUCACGGUUUCCCUUACUAAACCAAAGUGA